AUGCUGGUUGUUGUUGUUUCCCAGAUCAUCUCUCAGAGAAAAUGGGAGUGGUUUGGGACAAUACGAGAACGCCCAGUCUCAGAUUUACAGAAGUUCGAUUCUGGCAGUCGGGGGAUUGUUGGAGCCAUACAGUUGUUGCCUACGGUACUUUGGCGCGAUCUGAUUACUUCCAUGGCCGCGAUCAUUCUCUUCACUUCAUUCUUGGUUGGCCCGUCUGUACAACUGGCUAGUCGGACAUCAGAAUGCACAUUUGCUGCCUCUGGUCUCAACGCCUCUAUAAGUUUCGCUCACUAUAUUCCACGUCGAAGCGGCUACGUUUCCGAUGUCGAACGCGACGAUCUAGGAGUCCCUGCACCCGACCUUAUUACGGUGAUCCUCUCCGCUGUUACCGCUCCUGGAAGCGUGGAGAAUCGAAUUCGGGGUUCGUGUUCUACUGGAAAUUGUACGUUCCCAAAUGGCGAUCCUGCACACUCAGAGCCUGGUAUCCCAUAUGACAAGGACUCCGUAACGCAUUCAACGGUGGCUAUGUGCAAUAAGUGCACUGAUAUCUCAUCUCUCGUUGUACGAGAGAACUCAACUUGUGGGUACCCAGUCCUGUCACUACCCAACAAUAUGUCUGUCUCGAGAGGGUGUGGCGGACGAGAGGUGGUUCGCAUCCAACCGAACAGCGAUCUUUCUUGGAUGGGCGAGCUUCUGACAUCCGAGUUGAGAACCUUCUCAAGAUGGGCUUAUGUCAACGCCUCAUUCGUUGGAUUGAACUCAUACGCGAAUGAGACUGUUGCGGCAGUGAUGUGUAGCCUGUACCCGUGCGUACAGACAUACACUACGUCGAUCAGCAACAACGAAGUUUCGGAGACCAAGGUCGGAUCCAAAGUCAUGCAACUCGACAUGCUCUGGAACGAUCAAGUUAAAGAAGAUGGAAGUCAAAACACUCUCGAGAAUUUGUUCAUAAGCUACACGGCCGUCCAAUCUCCGUGUCGAGCGCAGGGCCAGGUCUAUGACUUGAACAACGAGACAAGUGCCUGGAUAAAUGGGACAGAUCUCGCACUCCAUGAUUUCACAGACUACGGCCACACAGGGGCUGCCCAACCGGUCUCUAUGAACAUCACUGCUCCAAAAGAGUGCAUCUAUCGUCAGCAUCCACAAUUUGUUGUUGCAAUAUCGAGAUUGUUGAAUCAUGAGAUAUUCAACGGAUCUUGCAGGUUGACCAAGACAUUUAAUUGCCGCGAUGCUGAACAGUCGGAUUCGGAUGAAAAGUUUCUGCCGGGGCUUGGUGCGGAGACGGUUCUACGGGCUCUCUAUGGUGAGAGCUAUACGAGUCUAUCGAACCUCACUACCGGACUUUCCAACGUCACAGAGUGGUUUGACCUGUUUGCGGAGGCUAUGACAAGAAGAUUUCGAUCGGACUACGGAUCGGCUGACGAGGGCGAUAGAAAAGGAGAGGACCUUCCGCUGGACGAGAUCCACGGCCUGGCAUGGCAGAUGACGACUUGCGUAUCGAUGCGUGGAGUAUGGUUGAUAUUUCCAAUCAGUCUUACGGUGAUCACGGCAGCUCUGGCAAUAUGGACAAUGGCGAAAAAUUGGAGACAUCGCAAAAGCAGACCUGUGUGGAAAGACAGCACCUUACCGCUCAUUUUCUACGGCCGUGACAUCGUGGAUGGCGCCCUGGACAAACACAGCUUCGACUCAUGCGAGCGAGCAUCUCAAGAUCAGAGCCCGAACCAAACCAAGGACAAGAUCAAUCCGCUUGAAACGAGGAACAUGGAGAAAAUCGGUGAUAGCACUGCUGUCACCAUUCCGUGGCUGCAUGAUAAAGAUAACAGUGGUGAGGCACCUACCUUUCGCAAGCGAGCAAAGUGGAGUUGGCACCUGCGGAAGAAUCGAAAAAAGACCAGCGAUGACCAGCUUCUCGACAAAGACGGAGGUACAGAAAUCCAUCCAGAAAUCCAUACGGAUCAAGCAAUCCCCGACGUUACAGAACCACACGAAGACAAUCAGACACUGGAAGUGGAACAAAUCGAUGGUGACACGCAAAGUCCUGGAGUGACAGAGAGUCAGGAACAUAUUCCAUCGUGUGAAGAAGCUGAACCACGACAAAGCUCACCUAUACAUCCUCAGGCAUAUACACACGACCGAGUAAGAAUAAGCGAUGACGCGGGUGCUCUCUGA
Molecule: messenger RNA, 2169 nt
Organism: Ascochyta rabiei
Lineage: Eukaryota; Fungi; Ascomycota; Dothideomycetes; Pleosporales; Didymellaceae
Exons: 1
Coding region: 1-2169 (722 amino acids)
Source: RefSeq, a predicted model, not a curated record